Schistosoma mattheei is the source of this 504-nucleotide messenger RNA. The record is from the annotation of a GenBank genome assembly. NCBI's taxonomy places the organism in Eukaryota, Metazoa, Platyhelminthes, Trematoda, Strigeidida, Schistosomatidae.
AUGACAAUGACCACCACCGUUUUGAUGCAAGUUAACCAAAUGAUGCUGUGGAUAAUUUUAUUUAUUGGGGUGAACAUAUUCACAUUCAUUUUAUGGCUGUGCCUUUUACUUCUUGCUCAAAUUAAACGGACAAAUAUAGAACAGCCAGUCCUCAUCGUCACUGCGCAUCCAGAUGAUGAAUGUAUGUUCUUUGCCCCGACUAUACUGAAAUUAGUAAAUAGCGGAUACAACGUCGACCUGCUGUGCUUUACCACUGGGAAUUAUGGUGGAGUUGGUCAUGAAAGGAAGCGUGAACUGGACGUUGCAGUGAAGAAAUUGGGAAUCCGACGUUCAACCAUUAUUGAUUCAGAUACAUUUGAGGAUGAUCCUAGUUCAUUUUGGCCAACAGAGGAAUUAAUUGAUAUUGUCUGUCAAACAUGUCAUAAGUUCCGUUCUCGUUCUGUGAUAAUUAUGUUCAUUUGGUUUAAUUCUAUACAAUAUGAACACUUUAUUUAUCUUGCAUGA